AUGACCACACCUGGAGCUGCACCUUAUGUCAAAACACAAUCUGAGGACCUGUGGAAUGAGGCUCUUAAACAAGUCCAGUUCACAAAUAUCUCAGCACUCGUCGCUGCGGGCUUAGAAAGGCGACAAAUCUUGGUAGAAAUUUUGGAUUUGGUGCAAAAGCAGGAACUCAAGGCUCAAGAAAGGAAAUGGAAGUGGAAAAAGAAAAAUGGUCAAGUGAUCAUUAUUCGCGACAUCUUUGUUAAGCUUGCAAUUUGGAUUGAAAAGUUCAAGUCUAUUGGGGAUAUUGUUGUGCAAUAUGAUCCAAUCCAUGCGAGUUUACCAUGGGCUGCUGUCAGGUUUCUAUUGCAGGCUGCUAUUAGCGAUAUCAACUCAAAUGGUGCUAUCCUUGAAGGCAUGGAGAUUGUUGUCAAUCUUCUAGCACGGUAUGAGAUCGUGGAGUAUCUCCACCUACAGAAAGCAUCGCGCGCGAAGUCUCUUCUGGCCGAUGCGAUUGUUAAGCUAUAUACUGCCAUUUUGGACUACCUUUUCCAAGCGCAUGCAUACUUCGAGCCUCAUAUUCUGAAGAAAAUUGCGCAUAGCUUCUUUCGUCCAGAAGAAUCAACACAUAAAUUCAUAUCGAGCAUCAAGCAAAACGAACUGGAAGUUGAGAAAUAUACGCGCCUCGUCUCUGAUGAAUCCCUUGGGAUUUCAUCAACGAAUCUACUGGGAAGUGACUUGGGACAACGUCUUGGACAAUUGCACAAUCUCACACAGACCAUUCAACAAGAUAUGUCAUCUGCAGAACUCAAGUGGAACAAAAUCGAACACCAUUUGGUCAAAGCCUUGAACGAUCUCAAGGAUCCCGUGCAGCGCAUUGCUGAAGAUCUAUCUAGUGUAAAAGAUAAUCUAGAGGAAAAGGAGCGAGUAAAGGUUUUUGAGUGGCUUACAAUGAUACCAAGCUCUAGCCACCACAGGGAAAAAUCGCGGAGCUUAUUAUCUGGUUCUUGCAAUUGGCUGUUGAGAAAGAAGGAAUUCAAGGAAUGGAUGGAGGCUAGUACAUCUUCCAUCUUGUGGCUCCAUGGAAUCCCCGGCAGUGGGAAGAGCAUGCUUGUAUGCCAUGUUAUCGAAUAUCUCCAAAGUCGAGCCCAACAGCAUCAAAGCUCUGCACCUAUUGCAUACUUCUAUUGUGUUCGAACUGUUAAUGAACCUGAAAGGGCUAAUCCAACAGAAAUACUAAGAAACAUACUAGAGCAGUUGUGCUCAUUAGAUGCAGAGACCCCAAUAAGGGAACCUGUGUCAAAACAAUAUCUUGCUCGGAAGAAGGAAGCCCGAGGACGAAAACCGGAGAGGCUCAGUCUCGAAGAAACGGUUAACAUUAUUCUAGAAUUGUUAGAAUCCAAUCCUGCAACCAUAGUCAUUGAUGGACUUGACGAAUGCGAUCCUAUUAAAAGAAAUGAUUUGCUUCUCGGCCUGCAAAAGAUCAUCACGAAGUCAAACAAUAUCGUCAAAGUUUUUGUCAGUAGCAGAGAUGACCAUGACAUCGUUCACCAUCUAGCUCGUUCCCCGAACCUAUACAUUCAUGCGACUGACAAUACUGCGGAUAUCAUAUUGUUCAUCAAAUCGCGUAUUAAGGAGGCAAUUCGAGAAGAUAAGCUUCUCUGCGGGCGUGUCUCAAGUCACUUGGAGAACAUCAUCAUUGACAAGUUGAUAGAGAAAGCUAAUGGCAUGUUUCGACUAGCAAGCAUGCACAUUGACAGCCUUUGUGAUCCAUAUCGGGUUAAAACGGAAGCCAACGUGCAUCAUGCACUCGACCACCUACCGCAAGAAUUGGGAAAGUCAUAUGGUGUGGUGAUAUCACAGAUCAUGCAAGCCGAAUAUCCUAACCCACUGUUAGCGUCGCGUGCAUUAAAAUGGCUUCUUUGCUCCCGCGAAGCUCUGAACUCUAAAACCUUCCCGCAAGCCAUUUUUGUGAAUAACGCAGGCCACCCACUAUUAUCAAAUGACGAAAUCUUAAGCAUCUGCUUCAACUUAGUAGUUUAUAAUAAAGAGACGGAUAAGUUUCAGUUUGCUCAUUUAUCGGUGCGGGAAUACCUUGAGUCCCAGCCCGGAUACUCAGCUGAAGAUACAAAUCUGAUGGCCGCGGAAGCAUGUUUAACUUAUAUCAUGUCAGAAUCACAAGAACGGCCUACGUUUAGGAACCACGCAGUAUGUUUUUGGGGUAAUUAUGCGAAAUCAGCUCCCAGUGCAAGACGUGAGGGUGCUUUAGGAGAGUUACUCGUAGACUUUCUAAUUUCUCCUUUUGAAUCGAGAAAUUCUGGGUUCGCCAAAUCUAGGCUCGAUUCUUACCUGCAGGGAAAUGAAUCACAUUUGCGCCCCUCAUGGAUCAAGGAUAGAACUAUGACGUUGUUGAUUUGGACUGUUUUUCUGGUCUGUAAGUAUGAUCUCAAUGAGAUUGUCAGUCGGCUUCUUUCUCAUGCAAAUCCCCAAUACGUUUUCACUGAGAAAAACUCGAUGGGUCUCAAUUGUGUCCAAACUUCAGCAUAUUUUGAUAGUUCGAUGGCUAUCAAUCUACUACACAAGAUAACGACGUCUAUACUGCCAAUGAAGCUCAACCAUAAGUUGUACUGGACUUCUGCAUACUAUAUUGCAUCCUACAACGGGAGCAGGCGGGCAGCCCAAACAAUAAUGGAGAUUCGAACGAAAGAAGAUACGAUGUGCGUGGACCACUCGGAACCCCGAAUAGUGAUGCGACCCACAUCGCUACUCAUGCUUCAGAAUAACGACGCCGACAUAACAUCAACACUAUUUAAAUCCUCCGAUGAGUGCAUCGGAUUAUGUAAUGAAUGCAGCUUUUUAAUUCUGGAGCCCCUCGAUAUGGUGAGCUUGAAUAUUGCGAAUGCUUUUGCCCCUCUCGACGCUGUUGAAAACGAUACAUCGUCUGCAAAACAAAACAAGGUUGCUGCCAUCGCUAAAGUCAUUUUGGAUACGAUGGAGCCUCACCACAGCAGGAUUAUGCGAGCUGCUAGGGACCCUUGGAUCGUAUCGAUUCAACUACUCGCAAUGACCUUUCGACAUGAAAUUUAUGAUAAGAACAUUUUCAUGCAUCAUUUAACGGAGGCAUUUUUAUACAUGUCCAUACAUGAAAAUAAUUCGAUCGUUGAUCAUAAUAAGUUUCUGUAUUUACAUUAUGAUGAUUAUAAUAAGCAUGUGUAUUCACAUUAUGAUGAUUAUAAUAAGCAUGUGUAUUCACAUUAUCGUGGUUUGUUCGAUGAAGCGAUCCAUAUGGAAGACAUCUUAGGUAUGCAGAGAGUGAUCAAUUGGAAGACACUUGUUCUGGGUCGACCUGUGGAUUUCCGCCGAGAUGACAUCCUAUGGUUACUUAAAGCGCGUACGAAAAUAGCUCCAGAUGUAAUCAACCUUGCAUUGUCCACCUGGGAUGGAGAAAUGAUAGAGGCGUUUUUAGAGUACAAUUCAGUUAAGAUUGACAAUGAAGUGAUUCGGUUCGUGGCGGGUAACGUAAAGCACGGCAAGGAGAUAAUGGAGAUGUUAUUGGCUCGAGAAAUGGAAACAGAAAUGUCGGAAACUGCGCUCGAAACUACGCUUGAAAGCGCGCAGUAG
Molecule: messenger RNA, 3597 nt
Organism: Botrytis sinoallii
Lineage: Eukaryota; Fungi; Ascomycota; Leotiomycetes; Helotiales; Sclerotiniaceae
Exons: 4
Coding region: 1-3597 (1198 amino acids)
Source: RefSeq, a predicted model, not a curated record